Molecule: messenger RNA, 2127 nt
Organism: Seminavis robusta
Lineage: Eukaryota; Bacillariophyta; Bacillariophyceae; Naviculales; Naviculaceae
Source: the annotation of a GenBank genome assembly
AUGAAUGCUGACUUGCAACGAGAACGGGCCCAAGCGUCCUUCAACACCGAGAAGAUGACCAAUCUCUUGGAUGGUGGGGCCGCCAAGACAGCUCGCCGCAGGCAACUCGUUUCGAUCAUCGAAAAGGAUCCCACUGGAAUCUUCUCCAACGACGACAACUAUUAUCUCCACCGCACAGAUCGGCAUGUACGUGGUUUGGCCAAGGCUGUUCGUUUGAUUGAGGUUUGUCGCAAGCUGGGAAUCGGAGAUGAAUGCGAUGGACACAUGGUGGCCAGCGAAGAUUGGAAUGUCCUCUUGAUUGCUCUAGCCGAUGAUUUGCCCCUCUACCUUCAUUGGGUCAUGUUUAUUCCCAAUAUUAUCAGCUUGUGUGAUGAUGAACAACAAGCCGAAUGGCUCCCUCUCUGUCGAGAUUGGCGCAUGAUUGGAUGUUAUGCUCAGACGGAAAUUGGCCAUGGAUCCAAUGUGAGGGCAUUGGAAACCACAGCAACGUUUCUACCUGAGAGUAAAGGAGGAAUGAAGGGAGGUUCCUUUGUCAUCAAUUCACCUACAAUUACCAGUUACAAGGCCUGGCCUGGAACGUUAGGCCGCACUGCCAACCAUGCCAUGGUGAUUGCCCGUCUGAUUGAUGGUGAUGGUGUUGAUCGUGGUGUGCACAACUUUUUGGUGCCCUUGCGCUCCAUGGAGACCCAUGAUUUGCUCCCAGGUGUGGAAACAGGCGAUUUGGGUCCAAAGAUUGGUUACAAUACCAUGGACAAUGGGUUUGCCAGCUUCAAUAAUGUUGUCAUCCCUCGCAGGAACAUGGCCAUGCGCUUUUCACAGGUUGACGAGCAAGGCAAAUACAUCAAAAAGCAAAUGUCGGAGGCAGCCUCCAAGAUUGCCUACAUCACCAUGAUGCAAGUCCGGGUCCUCAUUACGGACAGUGCAGGCAAAGCCCUUGGCAAAGCAAGUACGAUUGCCAUUAGGUAUUCAGCUGUUCGAAGGCAGGGCUUCAAAGACAGCGAAGAAACCGCUGAGAACCAAAUCUUGGAUUAUCGUCAACAGCAACACCGUCUAUUUCCACUCUUGGCAAGUUCCUUCUGUUUCUUCAUGACUGGGAAGGUGCUACUAAAGGCGUUGACAUCGAUCGAACAUCGUGUGUUAUCCCACCAACCGGUCAAUAGGGUGGAGGUGACAGACAUUCAUGCUUCCUCUUCGGCCCUCAAAUCCUACACGUCCAUGGUCACAGCUGAUGGAAUCGAGGAGAGCCGAAAGGCGUGUGGAGGACACGGAUUCCUACAGGCAAGUGGUUUACCAGAAAUGUUCACUACCUACUUACAGAAUCCGACAGUGGAAGGAGACAAUCACAUGUUGCCUCAGCAGGUGAUCAAAGUACUGCUCAAACUGGUUCAGGCGGUCGCCACCCAAAACAAUAAGGCGCUCAAUGACUACAAGCCUUGCGACUCUGGUCAGUUGAUUCCUUCACUUCAGGCCAUCAUGGGCGGACGAAAGGUCACAUGCCCAGCCCAAUCUGCAGAAGACUUGCAAUCCUUGUCUCUUUUGAGGCAGGCCCUCUGCUAUCGUGCCGCUCGCUUGUUGGUUGGCGCUGGAAAGUUGGUACAGGAUAGGGUCGAGGCGGGCCGAACACCAGAACAGGCCUGGAAUGAUGCCUUGGUGGAAAUGGCUCGCACCUCCCGUGCAUAUGCUCAAUUCCUCCUUUUGCACAACUUUAUCAAGGGCAUUGACGAAGAAGAAAAGACACAUGCAAUGGUUGGUGCUCCUGAAAUUGCGGUGCUACGUGACAUGGCUCGAAUGUGUGCAUUGUACUGGAUCGAAAAGGACCUUGGUGAUUUCUUGGAGGACGGAUACAUGUCCGCGCAACAUGCUGGCUGGAUCAGAACGAAUGUCUUGGCAGCUUUGGAUGCUAUCCGUCCCAACGCUGUGGCUCUCGUGGACUCGUGGGACUAUUCCGAUUUUAACCUGAAAAGUGCCCUUGGACGAUGGGACGGUGACGUCUAUCCAGCGCUCCUGGAUUAUGCAAGAAGGGAUCCUUUGAAUGCCAAGUCUAUUGGACCUGGAUACGACCCGCAUUUGAAGCGCUUGAUUGUGGAUGGAGUGGGCGCUUACACGCCUACAACGUCGCGUCUUUGA